CAGUGGAUCACCGAUCAACAGAAAGAGCCAAAGAUGUCGGCUCGGUCAUGUGAUCAGCUGUGUCCAAUCACAGCUGAUCGCAUGGCACUGAUGAUCAGUGUGCCCUGAUGAUCUGUGUAGCCCCAGCAGUGCCACCUGUCAGUGUCCAUCAGUGCCAGUUGUCAGUGCUCAUCCAUGCCACCUGCCAGUGCCCAUCAGUGCCACAUCAAUGCCACAUUGCAAUGCCUACCAAUACACAUCAAUGCCACAUAUCAGUGCCCAUCUGAGCUGCCUAUUCAGUGUCACCCAUCAGUGCCACCCAUCAGUGCUGCCAAUCACUGCCACCUAUCAUGCCAGUCAGCCGUCAGCGCCGCCUAUCAGUGUGCAUCAGUG
Molecule: messenger RNA, 372 nt
Organism: Staurois parvus
Lineage: Eukaryota; Metazoa; Chordata; Amphibia; Anura; Ranidae
Source: the annotation of a GenBank genome assembly